Anopheles arabiensis is the source of this 1488-nucleotide messenger RNA. Its product is annotated as methionine aminopeptidase 1. Gene Ontology annotation, molecular function: metalloaminopeptidase activity. Gene Ontology annotation, biological process: proteolysis. The record is from RefSeq and is a predicted model, not a curated record. The transcript has 4 exons. NCBI's taxonomy places the organism in Eukaryota, Metazoa, Arthropoda, Insecta, Diptera, Culicidae. Bases 243 to 1367 code for a protein of 374 amino acids.
UGCGUGAAAAAAGGGAAAGGGAAAGGGGAGAGGAGCGAAAAAUAAAGGCAAAUCGAGUGCGGGUUCUUGCUCUUUUAAGGUCUAGUCGGUUAUUUUUCCUUUCCGUACAAGUUAGGUAAUUCUGGUGCCGUGUUUUGCUUCAGUUUCGCAUCCGCAGCCCGGUGAAUCGUGUCCGCUCGCGUAACGUAGCGUAACUACAAUACCCGUUUACCCGUGCGUGCCUGUAAAAAACGAUAGCAAGGAUGAGUGAUAUGGCGAAGCAUCUCUGCGUGACGGACGACUGCAAGAAGCCCUCGACGCUACAGUGCCCGGUAUGCCUGAAGAUGGGCAUCCAGGGCUCGUACUUUUGCAGCCAGGACUGCUUCAAAGGCUCUUGGAAGGAGCACAAAGUUAUUCACCUUCUUGCCAAGGGAAAGGAAACGAAUGCAUACAAUCCGUGGCCUUACUACACGUUUACCGGCAAACUGCGACCGUUCGAGCAAACGCCAAGGCGCCCGGUGCCGCCGCACAUCCCCCGGCCAGACUAUGCCGAUCACAAGGAGGGACGGUCCAAGUCGGAGGAAGCCCUGCGGGGGAAUAAUACGAUCAAGGUGCUCGAUGACGAGGAGAUCGAGGGAAUGCGCGUGGCGUGCCGGCUCGGGCGCGAGGUGCUGGACGAGGCAGCGCGCGUCUGCGACGUCGGUGUGACGACGGACGAGAUCGAUCGGGCGGUGCACGAGGCAUGCAUCGAGCGGGAGUGCUAUCCCAGCCCGAUGAACUACUACAACUUCCCGAAGUCUUGCUGCACGUCGGUGAACGAAGUGAUUUGCCACGGCAUACCGGAUCUCCGUCCGCUGGAGGACGGUGACCUGUGCAAUGUGGACGUGACGGUGUACCAUCGGGGCUUCCAUGGGGAUUUGAACGAAACGUUCUUCGUCGGUAAUGUGAAGGAGCAGCACAAGAAGCUGGUGCAGGUCACCUAUGAGGCGCUGAUGAAGGCGAUUGCCAUCGUGAAGCCCGGUGAACGUUAUCGUGAAAUCGGUAACGUUAUCCAGAAGCACGUGCAUGCGCACGGAUUCAGCGUGGUUAAGAGCUAUUGCGGACAUGGAAUUCACCGACUGUUCCAUACCGCCCCGAACGUACCUCAUUAUGCCAAAAAUUCUGCCGUUGGUGUUAUGAAGCCGGGACAUUGCUUCACGAUCGAACCCAUGAUAUCCGAGGGCACAUGGCGUGAUGUUUCCUGGCCGGACGACUGGACCGCAGUUACGGCCGAUGGUUUGUUUUCGGCCCAGUUCGAGCAAACCCUGCUCGUCACCGAGUCUGGUUGCGAUAUUCUAACGAAGCGAAGAAAUGAGAACGGAACUCCGCACUUCAUGGACCACAUGUGAAACUGGGAACGGACGGGAGCCGCUCUUUUCACAAUACUUUCGGCCUCACACGUUUUGGGAGCGAAAAAUGUAUACACCCCAUGUUACGGCUAUUGAAAUAAACUCAACGUUUCUCCCUUUA